This is a messenger RNA of Caretta caretta (loggerhead turtle), 3335 nucleotides long. RefSeq names its product transmembrane protein 200B (gene TMEM200B). NCBI's taxonomy places the organism in Eukaryota, Metazoa, Chordata, Testudines, Cheloniidae. The record is from RefSeq and is a predicted model, not a curated record.
GGGAAGCGGGAGAGGGAACGUGUGCGCCCGAGGGAAGAACGGCGGAAGACAAGGGAGAGGAGGAGGGGAGCCAGGGUUUAAAAGGAGGCCAGUGGAGGAUUAAGGGGAGGAGAUCCCGGGCAGGGUGGGGGGCGCUGAGACGCCCUAGCUGGGGAGCAGCCACCCCACGCACGCAGCAGGGCGGAGAGGAUGGACCCUUGAGCCCCCCGCAGCCGCUGCCCUUGCGCUGCGUCCCACAGCCGGAGGCGCCUCUAGGGGGCACAGCAUGGAGCCUGGGCUCCGGGGGCUGGAGCAGCUGCAGCCGCGGGACCCGGGCGCCCCCCGCAGCGGGGCAGCGCGGAGGCCCGAGGGGGUGACUGCCGGCAGGGGGUCGGGGUGGCUGCGCGGAGAGGUCAGUGCCUGGGCCGGGCGCUCCGGAUCCCGUGGGCCCCUGGCGCAGCCGCGCGUCUGGCUGUGGAGUGAGUGACCCGGGGCCACCUCCCGUGCCGGGCGCUGCCUGCCCCUUUCCGCCGGCCACAAGGCGGGGUGGAGAGACGUGACCCUUCCCCUCCCACUCCAGCGUGGGCUGAGCAUCCCCGCCCCGAGUGCCACCGGCCGGGCGGGGCCCUGCACUUCACUGGCAGGACUCGGCCCACCCUGGCGCCCCGAAAGUGGCCGAGCUGGGCCGGGCGGGUGAGUGCCGGGGCCGCGAGGAAACCCUCUGCUUGCGCGGCUGCGGUUGCUGCCUCUGGUUCCCGCGCCUUCGUCCGGCCUCCCCGAGAACGCAGAAACUUCCCCGCGGAGCCCGCCGCUCCCGGGGACAGCCGGCUCGCCCCCCGGCCUCAGGUUUCCCGCAGCUGGCGAUUCGCCGCGCUUCUCCGCUCAUCCGCCCGGGAGAGAGACGCCCGGCUUUGGAAACGCUUCGCAUGGGGAGAGCAGCGGACUCGGCGCGCUGGGGGUGGCUCCGCAGCAGCUGGUAGGUGACUGAUUCAGCUGGGGAUUAGCACGUUAAGAAACCCAACAGUUAGUCUUGUAAAGUGGGGCGGAUUCCAGUCAAACCUCCUUCGCCCCCCAGGGGAGAAACUUCCUGGACAAACUCCACUGGGUCAGCAGUGAAAUUCCUAGAAGUGUGCUGUGGGUGGGUGGGGAAGGGGAAACACACAUGUAAACAGUUGGUUGUCAUAGACUACGUGCAACCUACGGCGGGAAGGCUCCCCCAGGGCAAAUCCCAGAGUGUUUACAUGCAGCUGGAUCCUGGAGGCAGAUUUUGGCUGAGAAGAGAGACAGAGGAUCUAGGGAGGCUGAUCUAGUCCAUGGCUAGGAGGCUGUUGGAGAUUUCGAAUCCGAGAACUGCUGUAGAAAGAGACUCCGGCCGGCCCUUUGCACAGAAACCACAGGAUCAAUCUUCGUGCAACUUCCCCUUGUGUUAAGGGGGCCAGGAAGGGACAGAGAGGGAAUCGGGCUGCAGAGGCUAAAAUCCCAGUCUCAGGUGAAGAAAGACCUGACCAGGAGGAUGUCAUGACAGCCAGCAGCGCCGAAGCCAGCAGAGCCAUGAGAAAUCAGGAUCUUCUGGAGAAGAAGCCCCUGGGACCCGCCCCUCCUCCCCGGAGGCACAGACGCAGGCUCAGGCGCAAGCCACCGACCGAGGUGGCUGUGAAGGGGCAGCUCCGGAUGCGCUCGCCAUCAGGGGCCUUCGUGAUGGUGGGCGUCUCCGUCGUCUUGGUCGGCAUGACAAUCGCCGUUGUGGGCUACUGGCCUCACAGGGGCCCACACGCAGCCGGGCCUGGGGCCAGGCUGGGUAACUCCAGCGGCACGGGGGACAUGAAGAAGGAAGUGAAGGUCUCUGCCCAAGCCCGCUACCUCCCUCACAGCGAGAAGCUGAAGCUGAUUGGCCCUGUCAUCAUGGGCGUCGGCCUCUUCAUUGUCAUCUGUGCCAACACCAUGCUGUACGAGAACAGGGACAUGGAGACCCGCCUGUUGAUGCAGAAAGGCCUCUACUCCAUGACUCCAGGCCUCGCCCAGGACUUCAGCCAGGAGGACAAAUACUGCCAGAGGAGGACUAGCUUGCCCCUCCUCAAGGCCAAUGCCGAGUGUGUCGAGGGCUGUUACGAGGUGGAUCUCUCCUCCAGCGGCUUCCAAUCCUGUUCCAGUCCCGGGAACAAAUGGGCCGACUGCUACGGGCAUAACAGGCUCCAGACGACGGCCCAGCUGCUCCAUCACAAGGGGAUUUCCCACUCCAUGUCCCUCCUCAGCGUCCGUUCAGACUCUGGCAACUCCAUGGAGGGGAACCUCAAUCUGUCCUUCGCCCGCGGGGCUGAGUCGGUAAUUUCUUUGGCUGCCACUGCCCGGUCACUUCCCGUCAUCAAGGUGAACAACUGUCUCAUUGAGAAGCCGUCUGCAACUCGGGGGGCAGGCGAUGAGGGGGAGAUCAGCCUGGCUGGGGGGCCAGAUGAUGCACCACGGCUCUCAUGGACUCUCCCACCCAGGGGCAGCAGCAUCUCUCCCAGAGGAGAUGACCUCCAGGGUGGCCAUGUCGUUAUUAACAUAGACAGCGAGCCUCCAUCUGUCACUGUGGGCGAGACAUACCUGAACCCAGAUGGCACCAAGAACGAAUUCAGCUCAGAUGUGCAGCUCCACAACCCGGGUCACUCCAAGUCGCUGGACCUUGGCAGGCCGGGCGUGCUGCUGGUGGCACCCAUCAAAGACCGGAAGAACAGGAGCUGGCCUAGACUUGACCAAAUCAGUCUGGUAGGCUACGCCAAACUGGAAAGCACGGGUGAGUCCUCUGACAGACUAUUGGAGCAGACAGAUCAGCAGGGCCCGGACGAGCCCAGCCCCAGCACCCAGGAGGUGUGAACAGAGAUGGGUUCAAGGGUCUGACUUGGCAGGGGAUGGGUGACACGGCCAGAACACCCUCCUCUCUUUUCAUUGCCUCACCUGGGGGACUGCUGAGCAUGUUCUUCUUUUAAGCAGACAUUCCAAUGACGUAUGGAGGUCAGUGCGGCCUGCUACUCCUUAGGGGAAACUCUUCAAGGGAUAGAUGUCUCCUCCCCAGAGGCACCUGGUGCUGAGGUGUCACUCUUUCUCAGGGGGCAGCCUCAGCCUUGCCUUACGCCCCCCUCUCCCCAAGCUACAUGAGGAACCCGGGCUUAGACAAGCUCUCCCCGAAAGGGGAGGCGGGCUGGGGAUCCCUGCUACUAAGCCGUAGGGGCCCCUUUCCUCAUCAUUAGCCAGAAGGGCUGCGGCAGCGGGUGCGUGAGGGGCCCCCCGCCGCCCCACACCGCUAGGCAAUUCACUGGCCAAUGGAACAUUAAGGCUACCAGGGUUAUUAAAUGUUCUCUCACCACCACCACCGA